AGCUUUUAAGAGAGAAGUGCCAACCAGUCAGAAUAUUUGAAUUACUUAUCAGUUGAGUAAUAUUUACCUUUUAGAAAAACUUGCAUCAUAUUUUAUUGAUAAAGGGGUCAUAAAUAGUAACUAAAUGCAGAGUGGCUUGUAUAUGUAGUGGCUUGAUGUAAAAGAACAUUAAUAUUAUUGCUCUCUCAAAAUGUUGAACAAUAACAAGAAUCGUAAGAACAUAAGUCAUGAAGAAAACACAGAUAAACAUGUGACCGCACCUGGUGAUGAAAGACAUGUUCUGAUUGACCAGUCAGACACAAGAAGAGAUGGACAUAUUGAGCAGUUUGAAUUGGAAACAAAAACUCACAACAAUGGUCCAGAUAAAAUGAAAAGCCGUAAAGUGCAAAUAUGUAUUUGCUUUGUUGUCAUCACCAUAAUUUUGGCCUUAGCAGCAGGCGUCGCCUUAUUGGUCACAGGAUCGACAGUACAAAUCCCGAAACUUUCUGUCUUAACACAUGAAGUGGACAACUCUGAUGAGAUGACCAAAAAUCAUGAUCUGAAAUCAUCUAAGAUCCAUAACUACAGAAAUAAAACCUUGAACAGUUCCACACAUGGAUAUAGUUAUUUGGUUGACGAUUCAUGGAUGAAAAACAGAGAAAAAAAUGCCACUAAGACCACAUCAGUUAUGUGUAGACUUUUCCCAGAUGUCCUCCCAAAAUUGUGCCUGCUUUAGAUUGUCAAGAUCUAAUCAACAAGAUUACACAUUUUGCUUGCUCUUAUACACAGUAUUAGAGAGUAAGGAAAGGAUGUGGUAGCCAUAGAAACAUAGGUCAUAAGUUCAAGAAUUGGACAGCUCAAACUAAAUUGUUCAAUUUAGGAAUAAAAUAGUACUUUACUAAGUAUGCACAUUUAGAUGCACAUUUAGAAAAUACAUUUGUCAAAAAUGAUGUUUAUGAUAUGCUAUAUUAGAUAUUGUAUAAAGUAAAAUAAAAUGAAUAAAAUGAUAUUACAAA
Molecule: messenger RNA, 995 nt
Organism: Owenia fusiformis
Lineage: Eukaryota; Metazoa; Annelida; Polychaeta; Sabellida; Oweniidae
Source: the annotation of a GenBank genome assembly